AUGUCCCGCUGCUUCUCCUUUGAAGACCAAGAACCUAAUUUCCAGGGAAGGCCCCACCCACUACCUGCCCAGCCGGAGCCAGAAAAGCUGCAUCUGCCCAGUGCACAGUCAGACCCCAGCUUGUUACUCACUAAUCAGCGUUCCUUCACGCAUCACCAUCCCCAGCAACAAAGUUAUCGCCGUUACUCUCCUCGGCACCCGGAAACACAUUCGCACUCCAAUUACCACUUUUUAUCAGACUACCCUGAUGUAGAAGAAGCCUCUCAGAAUUUGAACCCUCAACCAGUCUUCUCAUUCAGACAAGAGGGUACCCUACCUUCCCUCCCAACACUAAAUCACAAUUCCUCUCCGCCACCACCUCCCCCCCACCGAAAAAGUUUGGCCGUAGCAUGGGCACCCGACCAAAACUUCGUUGACUAUACACCUGGUCUAUAUAACGCUCACGCCAUACAAGAUUGGGGAAUCGAAUCAACAAAUACGGCUCGAGAAAUCGAUUAUUGGGACGCAGAUGUUCACAUCGAAGGGACCGAGGCUGACUUACUGACAUCCAGAGCAGAGCACACGAUCAAAAUGAAUGAUUUAACAGACGAUCAUUCAAAUCGGUCUACUCCUAUCUGUCGGCCGGAUACUAGUAGCGAGCCCUCGCAAUCAUCGCCAGCACCUUUGGCUGCCGUUGCACGCACUCCUGGAAAUAUCACACCACAAUCUCGGUCAACGGUCUCCAGGUCUCCAUACGGCUUUAAUAGAGAUCCAUUCGUUGAUGUAUCCUAUCGAUAUUCAAGAAACAUUGAACCUGGAUUGGAAGAUUUCGACCCCAACAGUAUUGAAGAUGACGGUGAUGAUGGGCUAGAUUACAGGCAGCGGCAUAGAUCAUCAAUGCUGAGCUUGGGAAAUUCAGAUCGAAAUAGCCUUCCGACAACAUCUUCUGGAGGAAAAGCUGGGAAGAACCCUACCACCGGGCAAACUUCAAAUACUCAACCUGAAGCCACUGGAAAGUCCUACUUUAACGUAAGAAGCGGAGAUCAAUCCCACCCUAAUUCUGAGAGACAAGGCGAAAAGAGCGAGUGGCUUUCUAAGCAGUCGAAUGGACGCAGCAAGCUGAGAAUGUUAGUUUUUGUGAUUGUAGGGUUCUUAACUUUCGGUGCUAUCGCAGGAGGUGUCGUCGGUGGUAUUUUAGGCAAAAGGAACUCGGAGAAAUCAAGUCCAACAGGACAGUCUGCCUCGACAGACCAACUAACAAAUGGAGAUCUUAACAAAGACUCUGCAGAGAUUAAAGCUCUAGCAAACAAUCCUCAGCUCCACAAGGUUUUCCCUGCACUUGACUAUACUCCAUUCCACACACGGUACCCAGACUGUAUGCACGAUCCACCAUCACAAAACAACAUUACCCGAGACAUGGCAAUCCUCUCUCAGCUCACGAACACAGUGCGUCUCUACGGUACGGACUGUAACCAGACUGAAAUGGUGAUACAUUCAAUUGAGCGGCUUGGCUUAAGUCAACAAGUCAAGAUAUGGAUGGGGGUCUGGCUUGAUAAAAAUGUCACGACGAAUACGCGUCAACUGUCGCAAAUGUACGAUAUUUUUAACCAGUAUGGGCCUGUUUUGUUCAAGGGUGUAAUAGUUGGUAAUGAGGUUCUCUUUCGUCAAGACAUGACAACAUCUGAGCUCGGAGAAAUUCUUUCUGACGUCAAGGCUAACCUCACGGCAAAAGAUAUUACACUUCCAGUUGCCUCCUCUGAUCUUGGAGAUGACUGGACAGCUGAAUUAGCUUCAAAAACAGAUAUACUAAUGGCCAAUAUCCAUCCCUUUUUUGCGGGUGUUUCAGCAGACGCUGCUGCUAGCUGGACAUGGGAUUUUUGGCAGGAGCAUAACGUUGCUCUAGAGCCUAAAAUAAAGAACAUAAUUUCGGAAACUGGUUGGCCUUCAUCUGGAGGGAUAAGUUGUGGGGGUGCUAGCUCGUGCACUAGUGGUAGCGUCGCCUCUGUGGACGCUCUCAAUACGUUUAUGAAUGAUUGGGUUUGUCAGGCUCUAAAGAAUGGUACCGAAUACUUUUGGUUCGAAGCGUUCGACGAACCAUGGAAGAUUAAUUUCAAUGAACCAGGUAAAGAAUGGGAAGAUAAGUGGGGACUACUUGAUAUCAAUCGGAAAUUAAAACCUGGUGUUGUUAUCCCCAGCUGUGGCGGCAAGACAGUGAACUGA
This is a messenger RNA of Blumeria graminis f. sp. triticale, 2199 nucleotides long. Lineage: Eukaryota; Fungi; Ascomycota; Leotiomycetes; Helotiales; Erysiphaceae. The record is from the annotation of a GenBank genome assembly.